AUAUAAUAAUUACUUAAAAUUCUGAUAAAUCCAUAUGUGGGUAGAGGAACGAGCGAGUGAUAGUUACAGGAGAUAAAAUUAUCAACUUGGACAGAGAACACUUUGAUCUCUCCAUCACUGUAAAAGAAGACUCUAUUUACUUCUAUGAAACGGGAGCAAAAGUGGUGACUUCACCAGAUAAUUUUCUCGUGAUAGAUAGAAGUACACAGGGAGCUAGAUCACUUCCCGACGAGUCAGCCAGACAUUCACUUGGUCAUUGCCAGUUGCAUUACUUGAAGCGAAAAAUCAUUGAAUAUAUCACCGAGAUUCUUAAGCAUCUGUGAUUUCCAGAGGACGAGGAACUGUCGUUAUAAGAUGCCAUCGGCAAGUUUCAACAACAGCAGGCGAAUGGUCACUUUGAGCUGUUCAAUUUUAAUAUUAAUGAGCCAUGUUGUUACUUCGCAAUUGCCUCCUGUCACCGUUCAUGAGCGUGCGAUAACAACAAGUCAUGAAGAACAUCUUGUAUAUGAAUGGGAAAUCAUCAAUUAUGGGACCAUUCCUAAAAUCGAUGGAUGCAUCCAAUCACCAGAAUUCCACGCAGACAACCAAAAUGUGCAAUGGUUAAUGAGAAUAUGCUCAUCAAGAAGAGAGCAGUACGGCAAUUUUCAUUCCAGUAGCUUUGAAAUCGAGGCCCGUUCGAGGCAGUCUAGUAACGAAAUUUACAAAAUGCAAGGGGAAAUUCUCAUUUCGGGGUUAAGGAUCAGGCACACAAUACACUUGAAUGAAGAAUCAGUAGGUGAGCAGGGAAAUAAAUAUACGACUUCUCUGAAUGAGAUAGAUUCUUCCUUAAAUUCAAUAAGUCGUUUUGACAACAUCACUAUACGGUGUGAAGUUGACGUAUCAUUCCGCAAUACGACCGUGACUGAUGUCACGAAGCCGCCAGUCAACGAAAAACCCCAUGAUUCACAAGAAGGACAAUUAAAUAAGGAUUUUAGACAACUUCUGAAUGAUACAAGGUUCAGUGAUGUUGAUAUCAUUGUUGGAGAUCUUACAUUGCCGGCACACGGAGCUAUUUUGGCCGCGCGGAGUCCGGUAUUCGCUGCCAUGAUGGACCAAGCCCAGGACAAAGAAACUGCGAAGCUCGAAAUGACCUUUGACGCCAUAAAGCCGAUUGUGAUGACAGCAAUACUGGAAUACAUUUAUACAGACCGAGUUGCCAAUCUUGAUCAGUUCCCAUUGACGUACGAAUUAAUUGCAGCAGCUGAUACUUUCAAACUGUCAAAUUUGACGAUGACGUGUGGAAAUCUCCUGAAGAAGGAUCUCAACGCAGAUAACGUCGCUGAUAUUUUGGUAAUGUCUGAUCGCUACGCUUUAUAUGAAUUGAAAAAAGCUGCGAUUGAGUUUAUCAAGAGAAAUUUCCCGGAUGUGAUGGAGUCCGAAGGGUAUAAGAAAAUGAAGGAGAAGUCUCCCGCGCUUCUGAUGGAGAUCCUCUUCUCCUCUGGUAACCGAUUCUAAGACUGAUUGUGCUUUUCCUAAAAACAACUAUGCAGCAGGUCAAGUGAUAUAAAAUAUUAUGCAAUUAAAAAUUUGUUUUACAAUAUUGUACUCAGUGUUCGUAACCUCUGUAACCUGAUAAUAAUUACAGAAAAUAUACUCUUAACGUUAA
Molecule: messenger RNA, 1645 nt
Organism: Diachasmimorpha longicaudata
Lineage: Eukaryota; Metazoa; Arthropoda; Insecta; Hymenoptera; Braconidae
Product: speckle-type POZ protein B-like
Exons: 2
Coding region: 355-1494 (379 amino acids)
Biological process (GO): proteasome-mediated ubiquitin-dependent protein catabolic process; regulation of proteolysis
Cellular component (GO): cytoplasm
Molecular function (GO): ubiquitin protein ligase binding
Source: RefSeq, a predicted model, not a curated record